AUGCUCCCUUUAGGGAGUAUGAAGGUUACAGCCGCAGGCAGUGCCGCCAUUGGUGCCGAGCUGUACGGCAAUCUCACCCUGGAUAGCACAGGCUGUGGCUUGGUUGAUGAUGACACCCUGGGCGCCGAUCUCACCGCCGAUCUCAGACAGGAGUUGGCCAGAGCUUUCAGGGUUUCCGUCAACAGCACGCUCAUCACAAGCUUUGGCUGUGUUGACUCGUCAAUCAUCGUGAACUACGUUGUCUGGAUUCCUGGCCAGGAUGACGCCUCAGAAGCUGCGGUCGAGGAUGCCGCCAUCACCGCCAACAGCCUCAACUCGCUUGUGGGCAGCGACUUCACGGCCAACUGGGGGGCCAUUCUCAUGUCAGACGUGACGUAUGUCGUCACUGCCGUAAAACAGAGUCAGCAGGGGCCGAAAGAGGAGCAGCUAUUACCAUCCGAGGAGUCAUCAUCCGGAUCUGCUGAUGAAGCAGGUUCAUCACCACUACCGGCGGCUGCAGUAGCAGACACCGCCAAUAGCACAACGCUAAUAACAGCCACCGCAGCGGGUGGCGGCCGCAAGUCUAACAGUAGUCCCAACAUAGCAGUAAUUACCUGGGCAACAGCCGCUGCAGGGGUCGCUGUGCUGGUUGCAGUGGUCGCCAUUGUCAGCUUGCGCCUGAUGGCUAAGGCCAGGUGCAGGAGGCGGACUGUGCCCAUUACCGGCCUUCUGCCACCACCUGCCGGCUCCCGCCGCAUCUAUGCGUGGGCAUAG
Messenger RNA from Volvox carteri f. nagariensis, 753 nucleotides. RefSeq lists its product as uncharacterized. The record is from RefSeq and is a predicted model, not a curated record. The transcript is spliced from 5 exons. Lineage: Eukaryota; Viridiplantae; Chlorophyta; Chlorophyceae; Chlamydomonadales; Volvocaceae. Bases 1 to 753 code for a protein of 250 amino acids.